Monomorium pharaonis (pharaoh ant) is the source of this 1102-nucleotide messenger RNA. RefSeq names its product leucine-rich melanocyte differentiation-associated protein. Lineage: Eukaryota; Metazoa; Arthropoda; Insecta; Hymenoptera; Formicidae. Gene Ontology annotation, biological process: melanocyte differentiation. The transcript has 4 exons. Gene Ontology annotation, molecular function: protein binding. The coding region runs from base 219 to 986 and encodes 255 amino acids. The record is from RefSeq and is a predicted model, not a curated record.
AUGGGCUCGUCCGGGAUUUGAACCCGGGACCUCUCGCACCCUAAGCGAGAAUCAUACCCCUAGACCAACGAGCCGUGUUGUAGAUGGUUUUUCAAAUAAAGAAUAUCACUCUUCAAUACUAUAUAAUAAUGCGUAUACACUCGCACACACGCAUUUACGCAUAAGCCGUUAUCUAUAUCUUAUUAACUGCGCGAUAAUUCUUUCGCGAUGCGUGGCACAUGUCCAACAUGGCGGGCUACGAUCAGCAAGACUUCAACAGGAGUGCGUUGACGCUCGCUAGCGGACGGGCAUGGUACACCGGUCAAAAAGCGGAAAAGGUUCCUAAUGGUCUGAUUGGAGUUGUUGGUCACGAUUGUAUAAGCUUGGAUCUCUCCUAUAAUGAAUUGAUCUCUAUUUCUGGCGUGAAAGAUUUUGAACAGCUUCAGGAAUUGAUUCUGGACAACAACAAACUCGAGAAUCUUAAAACGCUAUCGCGCAUGCCGACAUUGACCACUUUAAGUUUGAACAAUAAUAAGAUAUCCAAUAUCGACAAAGCCCUCGAUAGGAUACGAGAAUGUUGUCCCAAUAUAGAAUAUGUGAGUCUCCUGGGCAAUCCCGGUUGUCCCGAUCAGCUGACCAAUCCGACAUCCACCGACGAAGACGAUUACGAACGUUAUAGGUUGUAUGCCAUCCAUAUUUUACCUCCCAGUCUUCGCUUUCUGGAUUCCCGAAAAGUCACUCAGCAAGAGAGAUUGGACGCUAGAACUCGCGGCAGGUAUUCCAAGACGAUCAAGCUCGUCCCGGAGUUGAUUCGCAAGUUUGUACCCAACAAUUCGACGCAUGCCAAUAAUGAGUUCGAUGACAUAUACUUCAAUAUUCAUUACACGCCGUUACCGAGUUCGUCACGCAAUCCUCAGGAUCACAAAGGUGCGUAUGGCAAGUGCAAGUAUCGAUAUUCCGGCAAGAACUCAGAAGGCAACAGAUUCAUCUUGAACAACGAUCUUUAAUCGAAUACUUUAUGUUUUUAAGCGUAUUAAAGUAUCAUUUUUCUACAUUAAUUAAAAAUUUUUCCUUAUUCGAUCAUAGUUAAAUUUUUUUUACUCAUUUUUCUAGUUAAAUAUGA